Molecule: messenger RNA, 1869 nt
Organism: Panicum virgatum (switchgrass)
Lineage: Eukaryota; Viridiplantae; Streptophyta; Magnoliopsida; Poales; Poaceae
Product: transcription factor BHLH089-like
Exons: 7
Coding region: 289-1464 (391 amino acids)
Biological process (GO): regulation of DNA-templated transcription
Cellular component (GO): nucleus
Molecular function (GO): protein dimerization activity; DNA-binding transcription factor activity
Source: RefSeq, a predicted model, not a curated record
CAUUCUUCGAAAUUAACGGUUGCGGAUCGCAAACCGGGAAGCUCUGUCCUUCCCCUUCCCUCCUAUUUCUUCUCGACUAGGCUCGACAGACAUUGCGCACCACUAGGAGGAAGCGCCCACUAAUCCCGCACCACGACGCGCACUCCCCGCCACCACCGCCGUCCUCGCGCCGGCACGCACGCACUCGGGAGCCUGCGCGGAUACAUUUAGGCGGCGCGGAGCUCGAGGUCGCGCCCUUUCCCCUGCCGCUCCCCUUUGUGUUCGUGUCGUGGCACCAAAGCAGCGGCAAUGGCACACGAUGGCUUCCUCGGGGGCUCCCACGACCUGCCGUGGCCGCUCUCUCAUCAUGCUGCUGUCGCCAACGCCGUCGGAGGCGGGCCGUUCGACGCCCUGCAGGUGGAUGUGCAGCACGCCCUGAUGGGCGCCGGCGCGGUGGCGGGGUGGGAGCACGACGCAGCGCUGGGCUCAAUCGUGCCGUCGCGGUCGUCGUCGCUCGCGGCCGCCGCCGGAGGUGGAGCUGCAGCGGCGCCGUUCGGAGCUCCUCUGCUCGGCGCGGACUCGGAGCGCGCAGCGCGGCUCUCGUGCCUCGCGGCCUCCGGCGGGAAGCUGUCUCGAGCUGCAAGCAGCCAGUCGCUCCUCGGCGAGCCGGCGACGGCGCCUGCUCCCGCUCAGCAGCACGCAAGCGACGGGUCCAGCAGCGACGGCCCCAGCCGGAAGCGAAAGGCGCCGGGCGGCAAGUCCAAGGCCAAGGACGCGGUGACCACGGCGACACCGAAAUCCCGGGAGCCGGAGAUGAGAGCCAAGAAAUGCAAGCUCUCCAUGGACGCCGCCGAUGACGAGGAGCGGAAGCCGGCGGCUGGAGAUGCAGGGCAAAGCAAUGGCAAGGGCAAGGAGGUCGGCGCAGAGCCGCCUAAGGACUACAUCCACGUGCGCGCUCGCCGGGGACAAGCCACGGACAGCCACAGUCUCGCCGAGCGGGUGAGGAGGGAGAAGAUAAGCGAGCGUAUGAAGCUGCUGCAGGACCUCGUCCCCGGCUGCAGUAAGGUUACUGGGAAGGCCGUGAUGCUUGACGAGAUCAUAAACUACGUGCAGUCUCUACAACGGCAAGUGGAGUUCUUGUCGAUGAAACUAUCGACCGUCAACCCACGGUUGGAACUCGGCGUGGACAGCUUCAUUCCCAAAGAUGCAAACCAGCCGUGCGUGCCUGCACCGCCACCGCCACUGCCAGUCUACUCGCUGGAAGGGUCAAGCGCGGCGCUCUGCUACGCCUCAUCUCAAGGUGCUACGGCACCGAGCGUGGUGACCAGUGCCAAAAGCUUCGUAACGUCAUCCACCUUUGCCAACCAUGACAUCCCUGACUACUCAAUUGAAGGAUUUCAAAAUGCUAACUCUCAGAUGGGGAGCUUGUGGGAGGAGGACGACCUCCAAAGCCUGGUGCUGAUGGGGUUCCGGGGCAGUACGUGAUCAUUGACGCGUUGAUUGAGGGACAGUUCAGUUUCACCGAUCACCAAUCAAGGCAAGAGAUAUGAUCAAUUGGGGGGGGGGGGGGGGGGGGGAUGGCGCAGCGGGGGCAUGUCUGGAGUAGGGCCACCUAACAACAGGGUUGGGCUCCAAUCAUUGGAAAUUCUCCAUGAUUGUACAUACACCCGUGCAUAGAAAGAGGACUCUUACUCGCUAAUCGCCUCGGCUGAAAGUUUCCAACUCAGCGAGGCUGAGAAGAACGGCGAAAAAAGACUAUGUUGUUUUUCUUGCAUUUCCAAAAGAAAUUCGCAAAAGCACUGUACUUUCAAUGUAAUGUAAUGAUGUUUAGUCCAUUAGACAUCAAGUUGAUGGAUUUUAUAUACAUGUGAUGAUUCCUGCUUUUGGUAA